This is a messenger RNA of Angiostrongylus costaricensis, 411 nucleotides long. NCBI's taxonomy places the organism in Eukaryota, Metazoa, Nematoda, Chromadorea, Rhabditida, Metastrongylidae. The record is from the annotation of a GenBank genome assembly.
AUGUCAAAAACAAAUUUUCGUCAAAUUUUCUUUUAUGGGUUCAAACUCGGUCGUAGUGUAGCAGAGACGGCUCGAGAUAUUAAUGAAGUUUGGGUUGAAGUGAUGGCGAAUAAACGCUUUAUGUUUCGCCGUCUUGGGCACGCCUACGAAGUUUAUCCACUACUUUUCCUCGCAGGAUUCUGGGUUGUCAUCAGCUGUGUUACUAUUUAUUACAGCUUCACAAAGAUUGAAGUGUGGUUAGACAGAAGUAAGUCAUAUUCACCAUUGGAUUGGGAGCGAGCACGUGACAACUACUGGAGGAAAGGCACCGUCGCCUUCGACUUCGAAGGACGCGCUCGCCAGCGAUGUGAGCUGAUGGAGAUCCUGCAGGAUGAAAUGUUGGAGGCCGCGAAAAAGCGCGGAAUGCGAUAA